GUCUAAAAUACCAAAGCAAUUUGUUGAAAUGAUUUGGUUGUUAUUUUUUAGCAAAAGUUAUUUUAAAUGGUUUUAAAUAUACGUUUAAAGUCUUACAUUUACUGACAUGAAUUUUUUAAAGGCUGCAUAACUUUUGAUAUAUGCAAAUACCUGUGAAAAUGACUGAAGUUGGUAUAGUAAACUUAGAAAAGGAGGAUAAGUAUUUAGAAAAUAAUGGUGGUAUUGUAAAUAUAAAGAAUGAAGAGGCAGUAACAAUAAAGCGAGAGCCUGUUGAGUGUGGUUUAUGUUUAGAAAGAAGUGUAGACCACACGGACAUUAACACGAAGACCAACGCCGGGACUUCAUUACAUGUUUAUCUUUCUAAAUAUACCUCGGUGGAUCUCACCAGCUCAGAAACUGUCUCCAAAGCAAUAUGUAAAAACUGUUACGAAUUGAUAAACAUCCUCGAGCAGACGGAAUCAGAGUAUUUGAAGCUUAAAGAAAAUUUUGAAUCUAUAAUUAGUAAAAAUCCCUUGUUUGUGGUACAAGUGACUAAUGUAGAGUUUGUUAAGAAUGAAUCGUCCGAAAAAGCUCACAAUAAUGUGAAUAAUUCAGAUUCAGAAGAUGAGCCACUAUCAUUAACAAAGAGAAAACGCAACCAGAAAUGUGUUUCUAGAAAAAACUAUGUCGCAGAGACCAACAAAAGAAAAACUAAACAAAAAAUUAAUAAAGACAGCUGGAACUGCAAAGAAUGCAAUGAGCGGGGAGAAAAGGGGGGCCAACAGGCUCUUAUCUCGCACAUGUUGCUCAACCACAUUCAGCUUGCUCCCAUACAUGUGGACGUCAUCAAGAAAGAAGAUGAGAAAACAGAAAGUCCAGAACAUAGUACAUUUGAAGAUGUAUUCAAGGUUGAAAUAGAAGGAUUUGAUGAUGAUGAUUACAUACCGGAAGAGGAUAUAGAGGACAGCAAGUGUAAGACUAAGCAGAGAGGCAGGAAAAAGGGGCCUCUGACGGGCCGCAAACGUCAACCCAAGGAUCAGUGCUAUGCUUGCGAUAAGUGUGACGCUAAAUACACAUCUAUGGUGCGGCUGGCGCACCACAAGCAGAAGCACGAGGACGACUCCAAGCCGCCCUACAUCUGCGAGGUGUGCGGCGCGCACUACAAGCACAAGCGCGCCUGUGACAUACACGUCGCGCUGCAUAAAGGAAUAAGCGACUGGAAGUGCGAAGAGUGCAAUAAACUGUUUCCGUCGAAGGGAGCCUUGCAGAGGCACAACAAUAUCCACACCGGCAAGCUUAACUAUCAGUGCGACCUGUGCGGCAAGUCGUUCAUCCACACGUCGUCGUUCAAGAUGCACAAGCUGUCGCACUCGGGCGUGAAGCCGCACUCGUGCGACGUGUGCGGGCUGGCGCUCAUGACGCGCUCGCACCUCAAGCGGCACAAGCGCGUGCACAGCGGCGAGAAGCGCCACGAGUGCGCCGUCUGCGGCAAGCGCUUCUCCGAGAGGUACAACCUGUUGGCGCACAGCAAGUCGCACGCGGGCGGCGCGGCGGGCGCGGGGGCGGGGGCGGGCGGCGCGGGCCCGGGGGCGGGGGCGGGGGCGGGGGACGCGCCCGAGCGCCGCAGGAUGUUCCGCUGCACCUUCUGCCAGGAGCGCUUCGAGAGGAGGUACAUGCUGGAGCGGCACGUGUCGUGCGCGCACGGGCGCUCGCUGGAGCGGCCGCCGCCCACGCCGCGCAACACCAUGAGCAAACUGCUCAAGGCGCAGGCGCAGCGCCGCGCCGCGCACGCCGCGCACUCCGCGCACGCUGCGCACGCCGCACACGCCAGGGACAAUUCAGACACCAAGGACUCACGAAGCCCCGAGACUAGGACAUCACCUGUCACCGUUCAGAAGCUAGUGUCACAUAUAUCGACAUCAACGGAUCCAAUCAAUGCUUGGACCAACGUGUAUACGGCAGAGUUCGCGCUGCGGCAAGAGUACUCGCAGUAGCUCCACACGGCACCACCGACACAUGAACCUUUCACAUAUUAUGGAGCUAUGAUUAAGAGGGU
Molecule: messenger RNA, 2035 nt
Organism: Zerene cesonia (dogface butterfly)
Lineage: Eukaryota; Metazoa; Arthropoda; Insecta; Lepidoptera; Pieridae
Product: zinc finger protein Xfin-like
Exons: 10
Coding region: 141-1973 (610 amino acids)
Biological process (GO): regulation of DNA-templated transcription
Molecular function (GO): DNA-binding transcription factor activity, RNA polymerase II-specific; RNA polymerase II cis-regulatory region sequence-specific DNA binding
Source: RefSeq, a predicted model, not a curated record